Messenger RNA from Apus apus (common swift), 1832 nucleotides. RefSeq names its product KLF transcription factor 8 (gene KLF8). Gene Ontology annotation, molecular function: RNA polymerase II cis-regulatory region sequence-specific DNA binding; DNA-binding transcription factor activity, RNA polymerase II-specific. The record is from RefSeq and is a predicted model, not a curated record. NCBI's taxonomy places the organism in Eukaryota, Metazoa, Chordata, Aves, Apodiformes, Apodidae. The transcript is spliced from 5 exons. Gene Ontology annotation, biological process: regulation of transcription by RNA polymerase II. The coding region runs from base 46 to 1116 and encodes 356 amino acids.
GGUGGAGCCGCGGGGCCGUUCACACCUCUCCGCCCGGCGCGGAGCAUGAUCCUGCCCGCGGAGGGGCUGAGCGCCGCGCCCCCGCACGGGAGCCCCCCUCGCGCCGCCGCGGCGGGCCAGGGGAAGGCGACGCCCACCAUGAGCUCGUCGGCGCUGCUGGCUGAGGGCCCCCUCGACCCCCCGGUGCUGCUGACCGACAUCAAGACGGAGCCCCCCGAGGAGCUGCUGGCCAGCGACUGCGGCCAGCCUCAGGCCGAGCCCGUCGACCUCUCCCUCAACAAGUCCAAGGCGGCCGUGGCGGUGGCCUCAGCCCCCCAGCCGGCCCCGCCGCCCCCCACCUCGGUCCAGUCCUCCCCACUGCUGGUGGCUCCCCCGCUCCCCGCUCCUGCCACCGUCUCCAUCUCGCCCUCCGGCCUCAGCUCCACCUCGGCCAUCCCGGCCGUCCUCUCGCCCGGCUCCAUCCUGGCCUCCACGCAGGGCAGCGGCGGGCAGCAGAUCCUCCACGUCAUCCACACCAUCCCUUCCGUCAACCUGCCCAGCAAGAUGGGCAACCUGCAGACCAUCCCCGUGGUGGUCCAGUCCCUCCCCGUUGUCUACACCACCAUGCCCACCGACGGUGUCACCGCCAUCACCGUGCCCCUCAUCGGGGGGGACGGCAAGAACGCGGGCUCUGCCUUCCUCUCCCGCCCCCCACCAGUGAAAAUGGACCCGGGCUCCAUGUACCCCAUGGACAUGAACAGUGACAGCGAGGACAGUGCCUCCGAGAGCGGCCCAGCCCCUUUCCAGGACCUCCAGAGAGAGCCGACGGUGCGGGGGCAGCGAGCUGAUUCUGCUGACCUGAAGAAGCGACGCAUCCACCAGUGCAACUUUGAAGGCUGCAAUAAGGUCUACACCAAAAGCUCCCACCUCAAAGCUCACCGGAGGAUACACACAGGUGAGAAGCCCUACAAGUGCACCUGGGCCGGCUGCACCUGGAAGUUCGCCCGCUCGGACGAGCUGACCCGGCACUUCCGCAAGCACACGGGGAUCAAGCCCUUCUGCUGCUCCGCCUGCGACCGCCGCUUCUCCCGCUCCGACCACCUGGCCCUGCACCGCCGCCGGCACAUCAUGAUGUGAGGAGCCCGCCCAGGCCCCUGGGGUGGCUGCCUGCGGAUGGGGGGGUGGAAAACAGGGGCCGCAAACGUUCCCCCCCACCCCCGGCAUCCCGGCUCCCCUGCGGAGGGGCCGCGGGACGGAGGGGCCGAGCCCUGCGAACUGUGGCCGCUCCGAGGGCCCCGCCGCUGCUUCCCGGGCUGCUCCUCCUCCUCUUCCUCCCUGGCUCCCAGUUUCUUGUUGUUUUUCCGGGGCGUUCCUCCCCACUCCCGACGUCCGGAGGUCCCUCCUUGACUCCUCACCCGGGAUUCCACCCCGCAGCAGCCUCCGGACCCGCACAUCUGCCUCCUCAGCCUCUCGCCCAUCUCCUGUUGCUCUCUCCCCCCUCCCAGUCCCUGUGGGCAAAAUCUGGGAGCCACGGCAAGGACAGAGGUGGGGGGGCUCUGCCACCACCCCCCUACAACAGCCGCCGGCCUCUUUCCUCUCCAGAAAGACGCUGUCUCUCCAUCCCCGGCCACUGCGUGUCCCUGUCCCCACGCGCCACCUCUCUCGGAAGAAAAGGAAAAGCAAGGAAGUUGUUGGGGGGGGGCAGGGCUGGGGGAGCAAAGGAAAAACCACCAACCCAACAGCCGCUCGCCUCCGGGACCGCCACCACCCCCCCAAAAAACAACAAAACAACAAAAAAAAAGGGAACCUUUGCGGAACGUGGAACUGUGAUUUUACAUGGGGUGGGACAGGGU